AUGUUGCCGCGCUCGUUUAUCGGGGGUCUCACGACUCUUUCCCUUGCCGUUGCUGUUGCGGCGAAAGGUGGCCAACACCAGAUCCUCAAGAGGACCAGCGAUGCGACUACAGGGGAGCUGCAUGACUUCCAGGUCUCUCCGCCUGUUCUGACCGCAUCUGCAAACUCGGAGGGGAAGAACGAGUAUGGAUGUGUUGUCACGAAGACGCUUAUGGAUUAUGAUUUCGCGAGUAGCUAUGGCAGUCCUUAUGUUGGAUUCUAUACACCCCCUGACUGCGACUUCAAUAGAGUGGUGAUGGAAUUCAGCUUGACAUCGAAGGGCAGACAGUAUGAUCGUCUCGCUAUCAUGUACUUCAAUUCAACGGAAAUCUGGAGAACAUCCACCGCUGAGCCAACGACUGAUGGAAUCUAUUACACAUACACAAAGGAAAUGCACCAAUACCUGCCUCUAUGGAAGGAGCCCCAAAAGCUCAUCUUUGAUUUGGGCAACAUUGUCAACUCGGAAUACACUGGAAUUCUGAACACUACCUUGACAGCCACCUUCUUCACAGUCCCAGAUACCCCUGCUGCAGCCGACAAGAUUUUGCCAAUUUCUCGCCUGCUUGGAGCUAGCAAUGAGAGCAGUGUAGCAGUGCUGCCCGGUGAAGAGACUGCUGUCUCUUACACUCUACCCCGGAACCUUAAGCGAGCAGUGGUCAGUAUCUCUGCUUGUGGACAGGCAGAUGAGGAGUUCUGGUACCAGAACACUUUGUCAUCUGAUACCGAUACCUUUGAGGAUGUUUCCGGUGCCUUGUAUGGCGAUGGACCGUGGCGCGAGGUUCAGGUCCUUAUCGAUGGAAUGCUUGCUGGUGUCUCGUGGCCAUUCCCAGUCGUCUUCACUGGCGGUAUCGUCCCGGGAUUUUGGAAGCCGAUCGUUGGAAUUGAUGCAUUCGAUCUACGUGAACAUGAAAUUGACAUUACUCCUUUCAUUCCCUACCUCUCCGAUGGAAAGCCUCACACCUUUGAUCUGAUCGUCGUCAGCGUCAACGACAACGGUGGGGAAUACGCCACCAUUGCGAACACUACCACCGAUUCCUGGUAUGUGACUGGAAAGAUCUUCUUGUUCGAAGAUGAGGAAGGCCAUAUCACCACCGGCUCCAUGCCAGUCAUCAAAGACCCGCUUCCCUCUCUGCAAAUCACGCGCGCGAUCACAACCAAUUCAACCGGCGCGAACGAGACUCUCACAGAGACAACCACAGCAAAGCGAACACUGCUCAUCACCAGCAACCUAAAGACCUCCAGCGGAGAAAAGGAAGUUUCUUGGAGCCAGGACAUUUCUUACGAAAACUUCAACCAGCUUACAGACUACGGUUGGUACCAAAGCACGACCCAAAAGACCACUGGAACGGACAAGACAGGGUCCAGCAUUGGAUACUCUCUUUCAUAUGAGUACCCAAUCAACUGCGACUGGUGGUACUUUGAAUCAGGCGAAGAACUUGGCAUCUACGGAAACAUCAGCCGGUCGCUCACUUUUGAUGUCCUGGGCCCGGCCGUGUUUCCCAAUGGUGUUCAGGCGUCGGUUCUGGAUACUUCGGCUUCAAAGAGCACAUCUGGGCUUUCGGGUGUCAAAGAAGCCUUUGUUAGUGCUAGCCUUGGCUCGAGUCUGCGGACUUCGCAAUCGGCUACUGCAUCCUACUUGAGUGAUACCUUGGCUACAACCGAUUCGGUUUAUAACUUUGGAAGCCUCAACCAGACCAUGAGCUUCCAGGGUCUUUCAUAUGAUGGGAGUGUUGAGAUCUAUACUCGGAAUGUCGGUGUUGUGAACAACACCAUCACUCACGAUCAAACGCUCUUCGAAGUGGGAAAAUAG
Messenger RNA from Penicillium verhagenii, 1848 nucleotides. RefSeq lists its product as uncharacterized. The record is from RefSeq and is a predicted model, not a curated record. The transcript has 5 exons. The coding region runs from base 1 to 1848 and encodes 615 amino acids. Lineage: Eukaryota; Fungi; Ascomycota; Eurotiomycetes; Eurotiales; Aspergillaceae.